Thyridium curvatum is the source of this 1329-nucleotide messenger RNA. RefSeq lists its product as uncharacterized. The record is from RefSeq and is a predicted model, not a curated record. Gene Ontology annotation, cellular component: nucleus; spliceosomal complex. Gene Ontology annotation, molecular function: nucleic acid binding; zinc ion binding. The coding region runs from base 1 to 1329 and encodes 442 amino acids. The transcript has a single exon. NCBI's taxonomy places the organism in Eukaryota, Fungi, Ascomycota, Sordariomycetes, Thyridiales, Thyridiaceae. Gene Ontology annotation, biological process: mitotic DNA damage checkpoint signaling; nuclear DNA replication; mitotic DNA replication checkpoint signaling.
AUGUCAGACGCCCGCGCCCUCCUCCGCCAGCAGCGCGCCGCCCGCCGCAUAGAGCACCCGCACGCCUCCUACACCGACUCGGGCCGCCUGCUAUGCACCCUCUGCCGCGAGGCCAUCAAGGCCGAGUCCCUCUGGGACGGCCACCUGCGUAGCCCCGCUCACCGCCAGCGAGCCCGUGCCGUGUCCGCCGCCCGCGCUGCUGACUCCGGAGGACCCCAGCAGCAGCAACAGCAGACAUCACACAAGAGGAAACAGGACGACCGGGAUGCCGAAGAUGACAGUAACGAGGACGGCGGCCGCGACCAAGGGAACGGCGUCUCUGCUUCCGCCGCCGGCCCUUCGGACAUGGACAUUGACGACGGCAGCGCCGUGCCCAAGAAGAGGAGUCGGCCAGACCGCGACCCGAGCCCCGACGAAGCGACGACGGCAACGGGCCCCGGCAGCGUAAGGAGCAGGAAAGAAGGGCUCAGCGACAUCGACGCCAGCACCCCCAAGACCACCUCGUCCACGGCCACGACCCAGACGCCGCCCCUGACGCGCCGCGUCUCGGGCACGCCGGCCCACGGCGUCGAGGUCCAGAUCCCCUCACGGCCUGCGACGCCCAACACCGCCCGCGACGGCGGCAGCCAGCAGUCGGCCGUGUCGACGCCGCGCAUCAUGCCCGUCGGCCGCUCGCCCCUGAUACCGCAGGAACCCGUUGCCGGCGCCUCCGCCGCCUCCAAACCCGCCGCUUCGACCACCACCGCCGCGGCCGCGCAAUCCCAAGCUGAGCUCGACGAGGCAGAAUGGGCCGCCUUCGAAGCCGAGGUCGUCAACGCUCCAGCUACCACGACGACGACGACAACUACCACCAACGGCAGCCACGAUGCCGCCGUCGUCAUAUCCGCGGCGCCCAUGUCGGCCGCCGAGGUCGCCGCCAAGGCAGAAGAAGAAGACCGCGCCCGCCAGCAGGCCCGCGCCGACGCCGCGCAGAUCGCCGACGAGCGCGAGGAGGCGGCGCGUGCUCUCGAGGACGAGUUCGACGAGAUGGAGGAGCUCGAGGCCCGCGUCCGCCGCCUCAAGGAGCGCAGGGAAGCCCUGCGGCGCGGCUCGACGGCGUCUGUGCCGCCGCCGGCAGCAGCAGCAAUAGGGCCCACAGUGGGAGAUACCGCUGAUGCGAAACCUGGGGCCAUGAUGGCUGCCGGCAAGGAGAACCUGGGCGCCGUGCCGGAGAAUAGCCAGGCCAAAGGGUCGUCGACGGGCGCAAAAGCAGCGGAUAACGACGAAGAUGAUGACGAAGAUGAGGACGAGGACGAGGACGAUUGGGCUGGCUUCAGGUUCAGGGCCUAA